Molecule: messenger RNA, 1310 nt
Organism: Brassica rapa (field mustard)
Lineage: Eukaryota; Viridiplantae; Streptophyta; Magnoliopsida; Brassicales; Brassicaceae
Source: RefSeq, a predicted model, not a curated record
GAUUGCUUGUUUUGUUUUUAUCCCAAAUUUCAAAUAAGAAUUCUUGGCCUUGACAUAUAUAGAUUUUAGUGCCGACGGCAUACACGAAUAUACAUUGCAAAGUUGUUAGAGUCCGGUUUAAAAGAAUUAAUCUAGAAUUCGCUAGACGUUCAGUAUCUUUGAUUCAAAACUAUUGUUUUAAAGUGAUAGAGAAUAGCAAUGAUUGGGCUCCUAGUGAAAUAUAUAAACUAUUUGUUGUAGUUAUCUUUGACUUGUCAAUUGCUGAAUAAUUUAGUACGGGUGCAUGGAAAUACCAUCAAGGAACAAAUUUUAACUUAUUAGUUGUAAAGUUUAACUGUGGCUUGUAAUUUUCUAGUAGAAUCGCGAUAUGAUUCUCUCAAAUAGGGUUAUUAUAAUAGUUAGUUCGUCUAAACAGUGGGUUAAUAAAACGUAACCUAGGUUGCCGCUAAAAUCGUAAGCAUUGACGUGUAUAAUUUAAAUUCUCCAUUAAACAAAGACCACGUUUAAUUUAUCGCCUACUCUUGACGAACAAGUAAAACUAAACCACUCACAUGUGUUAUAUAGUGAGAAACAUACACGAUUUGUUAAAGCAAAAAAAAAAUGGAGGAGUUUUCCUCAACAACGGUAUCGUACAGCCCAAGCUUCAGUGUCUACGCUUCCAGCGAAUGCGCCGCCGCGGCCGUUAAAGUUUCCCGCGAAAACCAGAAUUACAAUAUAACAGAUCAAUAUUCCGUUAAAGUUGAAGAAGACGAUGACUUCCAGUUCGAAACAUCAAGAUCACCCGUACAUGAAGAGACCUUCUUCCACUUCCCGACGUUCAGACCUCAUGUGUCCAGCGACACCGUUUCGAUGAGUAAAAAGAAAGACGAUGAUGACUUGUCACUCGACGCUAGAAUAUAUUGUCCCGGAGGAAGCAAGAUGGAGCAUUCCGCCUUCGCCUCUAUGGUCGGAAUCUGAAGAUUUCGAUAUAAAUUCUCCGAAAAUUGUCUAUGGAGUCCCCUAAGACCUCCGGCGACUGGAGGCGGACACUCGAAGGUCAGUAAACGGUGCCGUUUAACGAAGUUCCUAACGAGAAGCCACAGCGACGCAACCAAGACUUGCUUGCCGGACAUGAAACGGAAGGACAAAUCGGCGUCGGACAUCAGCGAAGGAGAUAAGAGAAGAAAGUCUUAUUUGCCUUACAGGCAAGAUUUGAUCGGAGUUUUUGCCGAGAUGCGAAGAUUACGUCAUUAAAUAAUUUACUUCAGUAUCUAUAAACUUUACAAAUACAGCAAUUAGGUCCUGGUUUAUUUUUGUGUUUAUGUUUAAUA